UGCAUUAUUUUUUAAAGAAAUCGGCUAACUAAAACUCAUACUGUUACCGGUUUAUAAUUUAAAGUGAAAAAUUAUUGUCAAGUUCAUAAAAAAUGGAGGGUGGAGCUGUUGCCCACAGCCUGGAAGGAAAAGUGCGAACGGAUGAUGUAAAACUGAAAGAACUCGCACCGUUUAGCAAAAUGCUUUUGUCAGACGCAGUGCGUAAGGGUUUGCAGAAAACGGGAUUUGUUUAUCCAACUGCUAUACAAGCCAUGUCCAUACCAAUGGGUAAAUCGGGACUAGAUUUACUUGUGCAAUCAAAGUCUGGCACAGGAAAAACUUUGAUUUUUUGCACAAUAAUAUUAGAGGCUUAUCGCAUGGACCUGCCAGAGCCACAGUCUUUGAUAGUAGCACCGACACGUGAAAUUGCCGUUCAAAUAGAGUUGGUAUUGAAUCAGAUCGGCAGCUGUUGCCAUGGCUUUAGAGCUGUCAGUGUAAUUGGUGGCUUAGACGUUGGUGAGGACAGAAAACGUUUACAAGGUGCCAAAGCUGUAGUUGGAACGCCAGGGCGAUUGCUACAUUUGAUACAGAAUAACGUGCUCAAUACAUCCAAAAUGCGUUUAUUGGUUUUAGAUGAAGCAGAUAAAAUGUAUACUCAGUCUUUCCGACAAGACUUGAAACGCAUACAAAACGCUUUGCCGUCUAAACGUCAAACCAUUGCUUGCAGUGCAACAUUUUGCGACGGUUUAGAUGAUGAGUUGGCAAAAAUAAUGCGAAAUCCUUUGCUGAUUUCAACUGAGGAGCGUGCAACACUAUUGGUUGGUAUAAAACAAUUUGUCUACGAAGUUGCGGAACAAAAAACAAGUAUACUAGAAAUGCAAUCUAAAUUGGAAGCUUUACGCAUUAUAUUUGGACGUAUAUCAUUCAAGCAGUGUCUUAUAUUUGCCGGCUCCCAAUCGCGUGCAAACUCUUAUUGCAACUAUUUGGAAAAAGAAGGUUGGCCAUGUGAACUUAUAUCCGGCGCGCAGGAUCAGAAAACACGUCUCGAAAUGUUUCAUAAAUUUCGUGAAUUUAAAUCAAGAAUUAUACUAACCACGGAUCUUAUGUCACGUGGCGUUGAUUCGGAACAUGUAAACUUGGUUAUAAAUUUGGAAUUGCCAACAGAUAUGGUGACAUAUUUGCAUCGUAUUGGACGCGCAGGACGCUUUGGCUCACACGGCAUUGCUAUAAACUUUGUAGCAAAUGAAAAAGAUCGCUGUAACUUAACUCGACUCAUAUCUCGAAUUGGAAAUGGCAUGAGUGUCUUAAAGUUUCCUCAUGAGGAAUGCAAGCCCGAUGAAGGGGAACGCGAUUUCUGGGAUUUUUCUAACUUUGAAAAGGAUAAGCAAUAUUUCGGUCUUUUUGGUUGUGAGGCACUUGCGCCAUUGGCGUCACAAGAUCAUAGUUCAUUUUCUGAUACACAUGAAAAUAAAGAAAACCUCAAAGUUAGUCAGUUAAAUCAAUCCAGCUCUUCUAUUGAUACAAACACAUUUCGAGUAGACUCGAAAGAUAGCGCUUUGAAUAUGCAGGAGUAUCUGUUGGAGCGUCAAGAAUCCAACAACCAACAAUACUCACCUUCACAUAAACUUACAGUAGAUUCACGUCAAAGCUCGUCACAACAACUACCCUCAUCUAAUACUAUUGAUGAUGCUAGUAGCAUUGCGGCAGAUAGCUUACGUAGCAGCCAACAAGAUAUUUCGCGUUAUCAAUCGGUGUUGAUGCAAAAAGCUGCUAUACCCACACUUUUUGAAUUCCUUGUUGAUCCCAAUAGUAGUGAGAGUCAAGGUGAUGCAGGCAAAGGUGAGGGUAAAAAGAAACCACAAAUUGAUUUCUUUGAAGACUACAAAAAUGCUGUGCUGACAAAUUCCGAUAACUCGCUGAAAGAGACAGAAGUUAAUAGCGUUGAGGAAAAGCCUUUAACUAGCAAAAUAGCUGCUUAUAAAUCGAUGCUGAUAGAUCAACCUGUGGAGAGAAAAUUUGUUGAAAACAAACACGAUUUAUAUUCCGACUAUGCCAAUUUUAAUACUGAAGAUAAUUCCAGUAGUUUGAGUCAAGAAACUGCCUCCAAUGAGGUUGAUAAAGCUACGUUUAUAUUGUCUGUUGCCACACCAUCGAAAAUGCAGGAUUCAAUAGAAGAGUAUGUAAAUACGACGACUACAGCAAGUGAUAUAAAAAACGCUGAAUCAAUAACUGAGAGUGUUGAAGUGUGCGAAGUGAAGCAUUUUACUUCACCAGCACAUAAUCAGCCCGGCAAUGCUAUACCUGAUGUUAUACCAAAUAAUCAACGACAUUUGGGCCUGCCCUAUAAUCAACAGCAACAACAACAACAACAGCAGCAGCAGCAUAACUUGACCGUUAAUGUGGGCGCAAGGAUUGAAAUUCCCCCAUAUCAGCCCCCACUUGCUGAUUCGCCAGCUCUAAAUGAUUCGGUCUUGCAUUCCCGCAAUGACGAACAAUCUCCCACAAUCAGUACUAAUGAUUCCUUGAACUCCCGUUCGAAUUCUGGACGCGGCUUAAGCAGUGGUUUCAAUGAACGGAAUACCACAAGCGCAUCUUCUGGCAUUGCCACUUCUGAUAAUGUGCGGUUAACCAAUGGCUAUCUUACGUCAUCAGAAAGCGGCUCAGACAAUGAGUAUGAAGAUGAGACUGAUGAUGAUGAGGAUGAAGAUGAUGAGGAUUAUGAUGCAUAUGAAGAUGAAGAAGAUUGCGAAGAAUGUAUUGAGGAGGAAGAUGAUGCUAUAGAGAUUGACGAUUUAGAUGACGAAGUGACAAAUGACGAAAAUGUAAGGGUUGCAACAGAGGUUGAUGCCGUGCCAAGGGCGGUGUAUAUACCAAAGAUAGUAAAAAAAGAGUUUGAAAUGAAUAUUAAUGACCGCUAUAAAAUAGAGGAUGGACCUGAAAGUACAAAAGCAAGCAAUUUGUUUGAAUCGGGUAUGAAAGCCGCUGAAAAGGCGACUAUAAAGCGGGAGACAUUAAAGACAUCGCCUAAACUUGAACAAGAUGUCAAUGUCAUGUCUGAUUCAUCCUCCAAAGAGGCAAGCGGAACUAAGAAAACGGUCAAAAAAGCAUCCACAUCCCAAGUGAAAGCAAAGUCGGUUACACAAGAAGCACAUUUGUCUCCACAUCAGUACAGUGAUAGUAAUUAUGAAACAGCGCAUGCGCUAUGGAUGCAAAUAUAUUGGCAACAAGUAAAACACAUACAGGACUAUGUACGUAUGUCGCGUGAUUUACGCAAGUUCGAAGAUGAAAAGUAAUUACUUAAUUAUAUACAUACAACAAAUACACAAACUUUAUGCACUACAUAUACACCUACAUAUGUACAAUGUGAAUUACAAUAUU
Molecule: messenger RNA, 3357 nt
Organism: Ceratitis capitata (Mediterranean fruit fly)
Lineage: Eukaryota; Metazoa; Arthropoda; Insecta; Diptera; Tephritidae
Product: ATP-dependent RNA helicase DBP4
Exons: 4
Coding region: 93-3272 (1059 amino acids)
Biological process (GO): spliceosomal snRNP assembly
Cellular component (GO): SMN complex
Molecular function (GO): ATP binding; RNA binding; RNA helicase activity
Source: RefSeq, a predicted model, not a curated record